AUGGACACUCUCAAACAGCUUCAGCCAACGUGGAGGCCGUUCGAAGACACCUCAAGUCUGGCAAUUGAACUAUUUCGAGAGUUUGUUAACUCUCACUGUGGACUGAGCCUUGAAAAUGUCUUCGUCCAAGGCUGGACGGGUGCGGCUCUUAUCAGUUCUUCAGAGACUAGUGGCGACAACGAAGCGAUCACGACAUGGGAUCAACUCAAAUGUCAUGUAUCUAAGGUUGCCAAUGCUCUCCGGGCAUCCCAUGUCGGAAAAGGUGACAUUGUGGCUUAUAUUGGAGCCAACACGCCAUAUCCUAUAUUUGUCUUCCUAGCAGCAGCCUCAAUCGGAGCAAUUUUUACCUCUUUGGCUCCAGACAUGGGAGAGAAGGCAAUCAUUGAUCGACUCAUUCAAGUGCGACCGAAAAUGCUUUUUGCUGAUAAUGCAUACCAAUACAAAGGUAAGUUAUACACAUGCAUGACCAAACUUUCGAAUGUGGUCCGCAAGUUGCGACAAGAGGCCAGUUUGCAGCAUGCAGUCAUGAUGGUCAAUGUCAGAGGAAUCGAGUCAGACGCUACCAGAGUGAAUGGGGAGUGUUUCCUGUCAAGUGGGACCGAUAGUCCACUAGUUUUUGAGCAAGUGCCAUUCCAGCACCCUAUGCUCAUCCUGUUCAGUUCCGGAACAACGGGAGCACCCAAGGGAAUGGGAGUUCUUGUCAACCUCAAGAAAGAGCACGUUCUUCAUAACAACUUGGGCACAGAAGACAGGUAUUAUCAUUAUUCAAACAUCGGUUGGGCUAUGUGGAAUAUCUUCUUGGGAGGGAUGCUAGCCGGCGCAACGCUCAUUCUUUAUGACGGAUCACCGUUCUACCCAAGCCCAGAGAGACAUAUUAAGUCUAUUAUAUCACUUGGUGAUAGGGCCACGGUUUUUGGUGGAAGUCCCCGUUACUUUGCAGAACUCAUGAAAUUAAAUGUGAUCCCAAGGAAAUUUGCCGACAUGAGUAAAGUCCGAUUAGUGCACAGUACUGGAGCAGUCCUGAGUGCGGAUAUUUGGGCAUGGAUGGCCGAUGCAUUCAACGGAGCACCCAUUAUUUCGUUUUCAGGAGGCACGGAAAUCUGCGGCUCGUUUCUUCAUGGCACUUUGGUGCAUCCGCAAUAUCCAGGCGAAAUCACUGUCAAAGCCCUCGGAAUAGACGUAGAUAUAUAUGAUGAACAGGGAGAAAGCUGCAGACCCGGCAUAGCAGGUGAAUUAGUCAUUAAGAAGCCAUUUCCAAAUGCUGCUGUGUUCUUUUGGAAUGACCAAGACGGCUCACGAUACCACUCGUCAUACUUCGAAACUCACCCUGGCGUUUGGACGCACGGUGAUUUUGCCAAGGUGAACCAUGCUACCCAUGGAAUUAUCAUGUUGGGAAGAAGUGACGGAGUCCUUAACCCUUCGGGGGUGAGGUUCGGCUCUUCUGAGAUUUAUUCCGCCAUAUCCUCAUUCAGCGAGAUCAUUGAAGACAGUCUCUGCGUUGGUCAAAAAAUUGAUGGCCAAGACGAGCGUGUUCUACUCUUUCUUCAGAUGUGUCCUAUGGUUGCACUCACUGAAAAUAUUAAAGAAAGAAUCCGUGGACACAUAGCUGAGACACUGAGCCCCCGGCAUGUUCCCCACCGCAUAAUUUCUGUUCCGAGUAUUCCGUACAAUGUGAACGGGAAAAAGUUGGAAGUGCUUGUCAAACACGUCCUAUCCGGUGGAGUGGUUGAUGCCCGCACCAAAAGCACUUUAGCUGAGGAGGGCAGCUUGGAUUUCUUCACGCAAUUUGUGGACGAUGGGGUCAAUGUGGAAUUGAGAAAGGCUAAGCUGUAG
Messenger RNA from Penicillium riverlandense, 1833 nucleotides. Its product is annotated as acetoacetate-CoA ligase. The coding region runs from base 1 to 1833 and encodes 610 amino acids. The record is from RefSeq and is a predicted model, not a curated record. Gene Ontology annotation, biological process: lipid metabolic process. NCBI's taxonomy places the organism in Eukaryota, Fungi, Ascomycota, Eurotiomycetes, Eurotiales, Aspergillaceae. The transcript has 11 exons. Gene Ontology annotation, cellular component: cytosol. Gene Ontology annotation, molecular function: acetoacetate-CoA ligase activity.